This is a messenger RNA of Paramuricea clavata, 13676 nucleotides long. Lineage: Eukaryota; Metazoa; Cnidaria; Anthozoa; Malacalcyonacea; Plexauridae. The record is from the annotation of a GenBank genome assembly.
AUGCCCAUGCAUCUCGGGGACUACUACCCCUUGGGUAAAGUCCAACAUGGGGGAUCCACGACCCCCUGAGGACAUAUAAUUAUAUCAUAGUCAUAUUGCUGUGGGGUGACAAUUUGGCUACAGUUUAAAGUAUAAUUGGAGCAUUUCUCCUCGACAACCCUUCUCCCACAACAUUGUCUGUGUCAUAGUUGUUUUCUUAAUUGUCUUAGAAUAUUUGCUUAACGAAUUAGUGCAUUAAUAUUUAAUAACAGUUUUUAAUAUCGGCAAUAUGAACAACAAAAUUACCGAUACCGAUAUUUCUAUUUUAGUACCGAUAACGGCGAUAAGCCGAUACCGAUACACCAAUGUGGAUAUCCGUGCAUCACUAGAUGCUUUGUAGCCUGAUACCAAUUUAUUUAUUUCUCUUGCUCAGGUGCACGAGAGAUCUCACAGCGGAGAAAAACCUUACAAAUGUAAUUAUGACAACUGUGGCAAGGCAUUCGCUACUGGAUAUGGUCUGAAAAGUCAUACAAGAACACAUACCGGAGAAAAACCUUAUCCUUGCCCUGAUUCUGAGUGCAACAAAGGAUUUAAGACAUCUGGAGAUUUGCAGAAACAUAUCAGAACUCAUACCGGUAAGUAUCCAUACCAUACCAUACCAUACCAUACCAUACCAUACCAUACCAUACCAUACCAUACCAUACAGUAUCGUGGAGUUCAACUAUUGGAAUUUUCGCAAUAUGCCGGAUUCGUUGGAAGAAUUAGCCAACUCACUGCAGAGUCUCAACAAACCACUGGGACUGUAUUUCGUUUUUCUAAUUUUCGUUUAUUAACACAACCUUUUACAAUCAAUCCGACUAACAUUCCAUACGAUCUAUAAAGGCCCAUUUCCACUGAAGAAAUAUUUCCACGGACAGAAAACCUUGCAGUAAAGACAAUCUUGAACAUUCUAAACUCAUUCCUAAAAUUCCUAAACACUCUAACUACAAAAAUAUUUGUCCACUCAUAUCUAUAUACUCUAAAACUAGGAAGAAAAUAUUUUUGUUCACACGUCAUGUUUUAACCACGGAAAGUUCUUUUCCUCACUCGCGUCUAUAAGGUGCGUCAUAUUUUUCUUCCUAUAUUUUCCAGAGUAGCAGACUCGGGCUGGAGUCGCAGUUUUUGUCACUUCUGUCUUGGCUUGUUAAUCAGAUUAAUCACUUGUGACUUUACUUGGAUUGAAACAAAAUGACUUGUGACUUAACUUGGACUUGAUGACUUGAAAUGACUUGUUACCAACGCACGUAACUUCGCAAAUGUCGAAUGAAAAUGAACUUUUGUACAACUUGCACUGGAAAUGCUUCGCUGCACAGUGACUUUUGCAGCCAGAUUAGCAUAUCGCAGUAUAACUAGUUCACAGUAAAAAGAACUGUAUACAUAAUGAUUUGAGACUUGACUUGGUCAAUGACAAAAUGAGGAGUGACUUGAUUUCACUUGACUUGUUACUCGGAGUGAAUUACUUGUGACUUGACUUGGACCAAAUCACUUGUGACUUGACUUGGCUUGGACUUACAAUAUAUGACUUGUUAACAAGUGUAUGCUAUUUUCUUGUUUGCGGUUCUCCAAUUUGCGAAUCUGUCGAAGUUCUAUCACAUACACAUCUGAAAACUUACAAGAAUCUGCUGCGUCACAUCAGCCAGUCCCUCCCAAUUAGUCCAAACUUCGUUUCUCUGAAUCGCUAAUGCAAAGUAAAAUCACAAGAUACACAAAUUAUCGAAGGAUGUUAGUAAAUUUCUGUUUCAAAUUCGCCAUCUUGAAUUUGGAAUAAGAACUGUCUAAACGUAUCUAUGUUUUUAAUCAUUGACUUGAAAUCAUAGUUUUUAUUCACACGUACACAAGUUAAAAAAUAUAUUAACUUUUGUCAAGACUUUGUUUGCGUAUGGUGGCAAAGGAAUGGAUAUACAUACCAUUUUUCAUAGAGGCCACUUUUUAUGGCCAUCCCCUGCCUUAAUCAUACCCCCAACACUGGACCAUCAUGUUUGAGAUACUGAUAACUAUGAUUUAAUAUGUUUAGGAGAACGACCAUUCAAAUGCCUUUAUGAAACAUGUGACCGAUCUUUCACGACAUCCAACAUCCGUAAAGUACACAUGAGAACCCAUACUGGCGAGAGACCUUAUAUCUGUGAAUAUGAAGGAUGUUCCAAAUCUUUUGCAAGUGCUACCAACUAUAAGAAUCACACAAGGAUACAUACAGGUAUGUGACCCCCCUGGUUACAUGGAAAAAAUACCGGUGUCCCGGGAAGUGGAAAUCCUCUUUCACGAUAGUGAUACGUAUGAGAACGAACUUAGGUCCCGUUUACAUGAGACCGGAACGAAGUCAAACCGGGACCAUUUUCUUUCGGUCAUAGUAUUAUUUAUAAUAGAUGUUUACAUGAGACUGGAAUGAAAAUAACUCGGAGCGGACUCAAGUCAUUCCGCCUGCUGGACCGAGCCGACUGACUUCAGACCGGCAUGAUUUCAGACUGGGAUGAAUGUAAACACAAAUACAUUUCAGACUGGUCUCGGCUGUAACCUUGACAUUGGAACAACACAUGCUAACAAAAGCCAUCUGCAUGAAAGAGAAAAUUGUCUGGCAAAGGGAAUAAAUUGAUUUCGGUCUCAUGUAAACAUGUUCAUUCCAGUUUGACUUCGUCCUGGUCUCAUGUAAACGGGACCCUAUAUAUCGUAUACGAGUAUGAAUAUGAGGGGUAUUCUAGAUCUUUACUGAGUGCUCCCGAGACCCGACUAUAAGAAUCGCACGAGGACACAUAGUGUACUGCCCCGGAGUUCGGAUCUAAUUUUCACUAUCAAGUGAUUAGUUUGGGGAAUGCACUUACAUAUGCGAAUAUGAAGCACGACAGAAAUUCUUAUAAGUGUAUAUAUUCCUAUCAACUAUAUAAGGCGCACGCGAUACGUACAGUUAUGCAACAAAAUAGCUGGUUCCAGAGACUAUCCCCCUCCUCCUGACCAAAAAAAUAACAGUCGCAUCCUGGAAAAAGCGGAGAAUCGAUUUUUAACAAUAGUAAUUUACAUCUGGGGCUUUGGUGGCGCAAUGGUUAUUGGACAGGUAUAUUUGCCUUUCACUUUCCAUUCGGAGGGGGCCAUGCCUGUAGAAAGUAGGAAGUUAUGGAGCGACGCUACCUCCAAGCUCUAAAGGGCUAACUCCAAACCAAAUUAUACACUUGAGUAACUUGUGUAAUUCAAGAGUUGAAAUAUGAAUUCUGGAGUUACCGGCUAACUCCAAUAAUCAUUUGGAGCUACGUAUAAUUCCAAAAAUCAUGAAAAAACAAGGUAUCUAAGCCUUGAGUUACUGCCUAACUCCAAAAAUAUGUGUAUAGCUAGGCGAGUCAGCCUAUAUAGCAGCUAGGUACAGUACAUACAAGUAAGGUUGAAUUAGUUACUUGCUGUGUUGCCAACUCCAAAAAUCAUUUGGAGCUUGUUAUCUAAGCCAGGAGUUACUGACUAACUGGAAUAACUGCAAGAACUCUCAGAAUGCACUUCUUUAUUCCACUGUAUUAAAUAAGACUGAAAUACCCAGAAUAUGCGCAUAAACAUGACAUUGACACACUUGGCAUUUUGUUCUCGUUCAGAGGCUAAAUUUUGAUUUGCAGUUGACUGUUGAGGCAAACCCAUUCUCGUACACCGCGUCCUUGUCAUGCUCUGUUGAUCGUGUGUAAGGCGGGCUCUGGGUACGAGAAUGUGGCAUAGCUUAGCUCCAUUUAAAGAUUGGCUACCUCCACAAAAAUAAAAUCUACAGGUAUGGAGGGGGCUCUGUUACCGAAAUAAUUAUGCAGUUUUUGAUUAAUAUAAUAAUUCGAUGAAUUUGUCUACAGUCGAUUGUAUGAAUGAUACGAAUAGUUUACGCACACAAUCAUUGUAGUGCACAUAGCGCUAUUGUAAUAGCCUACGUGCAGCCUCAACCCGAAUUUAUUAAAUAUCAAUUUAUUACAUUUCCCUUUAACGGGUGUAGAUUAAAUUGUUUUCAAGUAUGGGCUCAAGUAUAUCAUUUGAGAGUAACAUUUCUUAUAUUAGUAUCCUAAAUUAUCAAAGGUCUUGAUAAUAUGUUUUGUUAAUCUAGGCGAAAGACCAUACGUAUGUCAAGUUGAUGGUUGCGAGAAGAGGUUUACGGAAUAUUCCAGCCUUUAUAAACAUCAUGUUGUACACACCCACAAUAAACCUUAUACAUGUAGUAUAUGUAAUAAGACUUACAGACAGGCUUCUACACUGGCUUUACAUAAGAGAACAUCACAUGGAGAUAUGUCUGGAAUAACUAUGGCACACGGUAGGUUGUUUUCUUUAUACCUCCUCAUAUCAGCCAUUUCAUUUCCGCGGUUAGGCGCCACAAACAACUUUUCAGACAGUGCUUUGGUUAAGCGCCUUGUUGUUGAGAAUAACUGCGCCGCUUACAGUAUUUGAGGGUGGCGCUGCAAACUUUUUAGAAUAUUUUUUCUCUCAUAUGCGGCGCUUAAUCGGUAGUCGUGCUCAAUCAGGGGCGGCGCAGACAAGCAUGCACAUUGAAAAACUAGUGCACAAUUUAUUGCACUUCCGGUCCCAAGCAUCCCAUGACCUAUGAUGGUUGCGUGCCAAAGAGGUCCUACGGACAAGGAUGUAUUUAGAAGGAGCCUACGAAGCAGGUAUACGCCAACAUUAGAGUUACCAAUUGAAAAUAAUAUUUAAAAUUGAUAUUUUAUUUCUCAGAGACAGAAACGUAUGUCUCAAGCUCCGAUGGUGAACCAGAAUUAAAACGACAAAGACUGGAGUUUGCAACGACUGACAAUGGUCAUACAUAUUCCAUGGUCAUGUCAUCUGAUGAUACGUCUGCUGUCACAGCCAUGCAAGCUAUAAAUCAUACCCUCGGAGAUAUAAGUCAUCAAAUAUCUGAUGUAACUACUGGUCAUAUCACUAUACCUGUGACCAUAACAACCGAUAGUCAAAUUCAGGUAUGGAAAACAGUCCAGUCUGUAAGGCCUACAUACCUAAAUCGCGCAAGUUGUUACAAUCUGCAAACAAGACACUAUCAGAUAGUGCACAGAAAAUAGCCAUGUCGCUGAGUAUUCGUUGCAUGCUAUCGUGGGCUCAAAAUUAUGAGUAAGAAGUCGAAAUGAUGAGUAAUAAUUCGACGUAAUAAUGAGUUAUAAGUCAUAAUGAUGAGUUGUAAGUCGUAAUGAUGAGUUGUAAGUCGUAAUGAUGAGUUUUAAGUUAUAAUGAUGAGUUGUACAGUAGGUCGUAUUGAUGAGUUAUAAUUCCUAAUGAUGAAUUCUAAUUCGUAACAAUAAGUUGUAAGUUGUAAUGAUGAGUUUUAAGUUAUAAUGAUGAGUCGUAAGUCGUAUUGAUGAGUUAUAAUUCGUAACAAUGAGUUGUAAGUCGUAAUAAUGAGUUAUAGGUCGUAAUAAUAAGUUAUACAGUAAGUCGUAGCAAUGAGUUUUAAGUCAUAUUGAGAACUAUAAUUCGUUAUGGUGAGUUAUAAGUUAAACUGCAGUACAAGCAUAUUUAGUAGUUGUAACUAUAAUUAAGUUGUUGUUGUGUUGUGAAAUUGAUAUAUCUGCUGGGGCGUUUUGAUUGGAUACUAAAUAUGUUUCUGUAUUGUGGGUGAAAAGCGACCAGAUUAAGAUUUGUGCGAAAGUCUAUUUGUAAAAUAGAGCAUGAUUAUAAAGCUGGCCAAGUAUUGACAUGGUCUGCCAAAGAUGAUUAGAUAAUUAUGUUACCUAGCUGCGGUGAACUCAUAAAUUUUAAUGUUUAGGGUCUUCCUGUUGUACUGUCUGAGACUCCACCGAGUACAAUCAUGCAGGAGCCUGGACACGAGAUAUCAUCAGGUUUGACGUCACAAGCUGAGGUAGCUGUAAGCAUUGUUCCUGCAACAUUAGUUACAUCCGGGUAUACCACGAUGUCGAGGUUUAUUCCCGCCGAUAACGUGACUUAUGUGUACGCUACCAUGGCAACGGAAGAUGAAACGGAGACUCAGCCGGAAAUAACGUCAUCAAAUGGUGUUGAAAGUACAUUCGAUGCUACACAAGCUGAGCAUGCGUAUGAAGAGAUAUCGCAGAACAUAGGAAGCGCAGACUCAACUAUACAAGUUGUGAAGAGUAGUGUGGAAGCUUGCAAAAGUCCCAGAGAUAUGAACGAACAAGGUUAGUUGAAAGAUUCACAAAUACAUCUGAGGCCGGUUGAACGAAGGCUGGACGCCUAUCCACUGGAUAUGGACCUCGCAGUUAAUAAAAAAUAACUUUAAUUUAUAAUACUAAAGUUCAGUUUGGGUUAUACCAAUCAACGCACAAUUCUAGAAAGCUUGAAAAAAUCAGUAUCCGGUGGAUAGCGCUUUCCGACUUUCGUACAACUGGCCCUAGGAUAGCAGACUAUAAGCGCACCUUAAUAAUUUGUGGUAUUCAAAUGAAAUUAAUUUACAACAUACUUACUUCUCAGUGUCACAAUCUCGUUCCCCGAGCCUGCGAUCCUUGGGAAGGAAACGAAGGCUCUGGGAUAAUCCAUCUCAGACAUACAGAAAACUGUAUGUCGACCAAACUGCGCAUGCGUUGGCAAAAGCAAAACAAAUUGUUUGAAAUAUUUUAUUGUUUCGUCUAUAAAAUGAUGAUUUUUUCGGGGUUUUGGUGGAAAUGUUGAUGUUCUUCAUUGUGGGAUACAAAAGGUGUGUUAGCGACUGAAUAAGGAAAAUAUUGCGUAUGAAACAGGGUCAGUAUAGAGCCGGCAGGAGCCGCGAAGUGUGCUGUUGUGUGUGUUGUCGAAGAAAAAUGUCACAAUUAAUUGUAAUCUUGCCCAUUCACCUCUGUGUCAGUUUGAAAAAGCUUUAAAUGUAGACAUUUGUGGUUCCUCCAGCAUAAUUUAGCCGUUUAACGCUAUUAUGUUUCUAAUGGUUGAAAGAGCGCGUGGAAAGGGCAAUUUUCAAGAACAAAAACAAUCGAUGUACUGUGUGUUAAUUCACUUAAUUGCUACUGUAGUAUAAAAAUACCUGAAGAGAGUCUCAAUUCUAAUAUUAAGUCGGUUAUAAACCUUGAUAAUAUUAGAGUUUUCAGAAGAUUUGUAUAUCAGAGGAAUAUUAAAAGGAAUUUAGACUUAUAAAACAUAUCAUUAAAAAUAUGAAUAUAGUGAAUUCCAUGUUUGUAUUGUGUUUAAGAGCGAGUCUCUACAAAAAUCAAACAUACCGCGGCAAGGCUCAAAAUUUUAAAUUCGCUCUACUUUUGAAUUUAAGUUAACUAUGACAAAGUAUGAAACGUCAUAUGGUUAGUUUUUAAAAAUACUCUUUUGUUUAUGAAAAAAAGGGGAAAAAAUAUUUCAGCUGUGAGGACCGAUUUUCGCAAUCGAAAAAUGGCCGAAAUUGCGUAUGUUUACUUAAUCCUGGUAUCCAAAUCGUGAAUCCAAAUAGCCUUAUUAUACUUUCUGCUAAAGAUACAUCACUCCCUCGUUUAUUAAAAGUGGUUUUAUGAUAAUUGAACAACUGAACACAUUUGUGCACAAUAAAGAGCGACGUGUACUGAUCUUUAUUGUUUGUCAUUGCGUGUAAAAAGUGUCAGAUUUCUCCAUUUGCCAUCCUUUCAAAUCUUAUGAGAUUUUGCACAAGCACUACUGGAAAACUGCUCUUUUCAGAAAUGUAUAAUUUAUUUUGGGCAAAUAAAUUCACGCGCUACGAGAAAGAGUUAACUUUGGUUCAUUAAAUAUGCAAAAAUCACUGUUUGGCAAUUGACCAUUUGCGUAACAGACUAAAUUUUGAUCUCAACAAGUCUAGACAAAAAUUUCAUCACAGCUUGAAAGAGCAUCACAAAAUUAGUAAUAUUCCAAAAUUUCGUUGCGAAAUGUUGUAAAAUGCGGAUAAUAUAGCCUUGCGAAAUUUGUAAUUUUCAGUCAUUUUAGAUUACAAACGGGAAAUUGACAGGCUGUCAAUUUCCCGUUUGUAAUCUAAAAUGACUGAAAAUUGCAAACUUCGCAGGGCUAUAUUAUUCGCAUUUUACAACAUUUCGCAACGAAAUUUUGGAAUAUUACUAAUUUUGUGAUGCUCUUUCAAGCUGUGAUGAAAUUUUUGUUUAGAUAAAAAUUUAGUCUAUUACGCGAAUGGUCCGAUUGCAUGACUAAAAACCCCUUGAAAUAAACUCGCUUAAAACAUCAUUGUUCUUCGCCUUUAGUUUAGAGAAUUUGAAGAAAACAUAAAUAUACAUACCUUGAAUGAAAACAUUUUCUUUGAGCUGUUCCACUUUUGGAGUUUAUAACAGGAAUUUAAUAUUGUCGACCGUUCGGUUGUUUACAUCUCCGCGCCUUAUACAUCGACUCAAAGUUCUUGGAAUCCAAUCUAUCAGAAAUCAGCUAACAAUUCACACAACUUCCAUUCGUGUUCCAUUUACAAUUAUUAAUAUUCUUAGAAACAAAAAGUCAAAAUUAAUGAUGCGGAAAUUCUAUUUUAUUUUUAUACUGACAUAUCGAAAAAGCUAAAUGUUUACAUUAUAGGUGGCGGGCUUCCUGUCGAUUUGGCGGAAGUAAUGCCACUGCGAUGUAUUACUGUAAUGUUGUCAUUUCUUUUUUAAUAUUUUUUUUCUAUUAAGUGGAUUAUUGCGAAUUGAGGUUUUCUUUAUUGCUGUAAUUUACUUUUAUUUACAAUUAUUAAUAUUCUUAGAAACAAACAGUCAAAGUUAAUAUUACAGAAAUUCUAUUUUAUUUUUAUACUGACAUAUUGAAAAAGCUAUUUGUCACCAAAUGUUUACAUUAUAGGUGUCGGGCUUCCUGUCGAUUUGGCGAAAGUAAUGCCACUGUGAUGCAUUACUUGUAUUUUUAAUAUUGUUUUUAUGUGGAUUAUUGUCGAAAAAAUGCGAUCCGCACGCCGCUAUGCUAUUGUUAUCAUGAUUAAUUAAUAUCCGUCACAUUGUUAGCUGAUUUCUGUUUGCUGGACUCCUUGAACUUUGAGUUUAAUAUGUGGUUAAGUUAGGGCUAACUGCAAAAGUGGAACAACUCAAAGGAACUUUUUGCAUUCAAGGUAUGUAUAUUUAUGCUUUCUUCAAAUUCUCUAAACUAAAGGUGAAGAACAAUGAUGUUUUAAGUGAGUUUCAGAUUGCAAGGGGUAUUUAGUCACGCAAUCGCGAAACAGUGAUUUUGCAUAUUUAAUGAACCAAAGUUAACUCUUUCUCAAAGCGUGUGAAUUUAUUUGCCCAAAAUAAAUAAUACAUUUCUGAAAAGGGCAGUUUCCCAAUAGUGCUUGUGCAAAAUCCCAUAAGAUUUGAAAGGAUGGCAAAUGGAGAAAUCUGCCACUUUUUACAUGCAAUGACAAACAUUAAAAAUCAGUACCCGUCGCUCUUUAUUGUGCACAGAUGUGUUCAGUUGUUAAAUUGUCAUAAAACCACUAUUAAUAAACGAGGGAGUGAUGUAGCUUUAACAGAAAGUAUAAUAAGGCUAUUUGGAUUUAGGGUUUGGAUACCAGGAUUAAGUAAACAUACGCAAUUUCGGCCAUUUUUCGAUUGCGAAAAUCGGUCCUCACAGCUGAAACAUUUUUUUGCCUUUUUUCAUAAACAAAAGAAUAUUUUUAAAAACUAACCACAUAACGUUUCUCACUUCACCAUAGUCAACUUAUAUUCAAAAGUAGAGCGAAUUUAAAAUUUUGAGCCUUGCCACAUAUUUCUCAUUUUGUUUGAUUUUUGUAGACAGUCGCUCUUAAUAUCAUCUCUAGAAAUUAACAGUUUAUAAACUGCCCAGUUUAUAUUAACUGCCCUUAUAGCUUUCCUUAUAUGUUUUAAUAUUUGCAAGCAGUUCAGUAGGUUAGGGAUGCAACAGCACUUUUCAAAUUAUUGAAUUAUAACCAAAUUUUGUGUCCGGAUAGGAAUUAGUAUUAAAGAUUUACAGUUUGUAAUGAUAGAGUUGGAGCAAGUUAAGCUGCAAUGUGCCUAAGUUUGCCCUACUUUGUUAUUUUAAGCUGUUUAAUGCCAGAUUUUUUUCUUGUCAAGGGGAAAGUAUUGGACUUGGUAUUUGAAUGGGUUAACCAGUCCAUCUGCUAGUCUGCACGCAGACUAUAUAAUGAUAUAUAUGUCAUAUAGCCUGUGUGCAGGCACAGGUGCAGGCUAUCCAUCUGCAUGUCUACCUAUCUUUGGUUAAUUAUCUCAUUAGAUCAUUAAGCCACAAUGCUCUUUAGUGCACCCUAUUUUGUUAUUACACUGUACUUCUGGACAAUAUUUCUCAUCAAUGGCUGGAAAUGUACUUGACUUCAUGUUGAUUACUCAUUACUGCCAUUAAAGGGACUCUACAAUCAUUUUUAGUCAAAAAGCCAUCUUAAGUAGGGGACUCCACAGAGAUUCGUUUGGCUGUAUCUUACAUGCAGUAUCCAUGAGUAUGAGUACUUCUGCACACCGGAAGAUGCAUGCAUGCCAUGAUGCACAAUGUCAAGUAGCGACAAUAACAAAAAAAUGUAAACAAUACUUGACUAAAAAAUUACUGUAGAGCCCCUUUAAUUAAUUAACUACAGUACUAAAUAGGACAUUCAAGGUUUUUAAUUAAUUAACUACAGUACUAAAUAGGACAUUCAAGGUUGGAGAUAUAAUAGCAAUAGAGGUUGCUAUCAUUGUAGCAUUCAGGGGCGUCGCUAGCCCAAAUUGUCAGGCAUUUUGCAAUUUAUUGUAUCAGCAAUCGGGAAAUUGUUUUCGUGACCAGCAUGAUUUGAAUUGGAUAGGAAAGGAAAAACUGAAAUAUACGAGUUUUUGUUGCCCCUCCCCUUCUCAGAGUAGGUAUGUGUUGUUUUAUAGUGUAAAUAACAAGUUUUGAUAUUGCAAUCAAACUGACAGGGUAGUUGUCAUGACCAUGGUAAUAAAAAUAUACCUAUGGCUCGGCAUUUAUAUUGGGCAAUUUUUUAUCAUUCAUCACAAAAUUAUACCUGCACCCUAGGUGGUUCCCUACAGGGGGUCAUAACCAGGGGGAAGCUGAUGAAAAUGAAUUCUGGUAUUGGUGGCUGCAUGCAUGAUCACUAUCAUUUAAUAUGAAUAGAACAUUUCUUAAAAAAAAGUAUAUGAAUUUAUUAAAAAUAUUUAUAUGGUCUCCCAAUCUGGAUUUCAUACUUUGUAACAUCUGGAUCAAAAGGUUUAUGACGUUUUCUUGAACAGAAUCCAAUUAAUACAACCUCGUACAGAGGGCAGGGCUUCUUUGAAUUACUGUGUGGACAAGAUUAACAAAGGGAUUGCCAAUUUGGCAUAUUGUGCUACUCAAUAAAUUAAAAUCAUUAAAUACUUUAUGCUACAAUUAGCUGUCAGUAAUAUUAUACUGUAUAUUAUUGUUUUUCAUAUGACAUCAUAAAUUUGAUGGGUGGUCAACUCUAAAUCGAGACACAGUUAUCAGAGGGAAUUAAUUUUUCACUGUAUGUGUUGGCCUUGUGUUUCGUUGCAAAUACAUGCAAUUUCAUGUCAUUUGCUCACUCCAGUACAACAUAAGCAUCAACACAUUUUUUAGGUUGACCCCCUGUCAGAACCAAUGAACGUGCAAAAUGCCAUAGUGAAAUCCAAUAAUUCAUUAUAUGUAUUAUGCACCUAUCAAUGUUAAGCCCCAGAGGAGGGGUAUCAGGCAUAGGUGGGGCAUUUGAUUUUUAGAGCAAAUUUUCAAUCAAAUGCCCCACCGUCGGGCAAUAAAUAUUAUUCAAAUGCCCCACCAUUUUGCAAUAGAUUGCAAUAAAUAGUAUGUUAAUAAAAGUCAUUCGGUUCAAAUUGCCCCAAUGCUAUUCAAAAUCCCCAGGGUGGGGAGCAAUUGAUGAUCAAAUACCCCACAUAUACCCGACCCCAACCCCCUCUGGGGGUUAAGAUUGAAAGGUGCAUUAGGUGUAUGCAGACUGGAAUACAAGUUUAAAAUAUCACUGCCUGUGAAAUUGUGGUUUAUUUAGAGAAUAAAGGUUUUUUGAACUCUUCUAUAAAUAAAUUAUAACAGCAAAAAAUUCAUAUGCACCCAUAUAGGGAAGGGUUACAUGCUACAAGUUAAAAUGAGUGUUACAUACUCCUGCACUUGAAAAGUUUACUGUACAGUAUAUACAUUAAAUAAUAAAAUAUAUAACAGUAAAUCCCAAGAUUGGAUGUAUUGAAACUAGUUAUUAGCUAGUUCUUCGCAAUUAGAUAACACAAAGACAAAUUAAUAAAGUUAUUAACCAUUUCUGACACAAAUAGUAUUUGCAAAAUAUAGCACAUAUUUGAUAUUAUAGUCAAAUACUCAAAUAGAACAGUGUACUGACAGUACUGUAUACUAUGUAUAGAUUAAAACUAUACAGAAAACCUGUACAACACAAAAUAUGAGUAAAGUUUUCACGUUCCAUUUAACUGUUGUGAUAUUAUACGCAUUAAGUAUACGUUUCUUUGCAUUUCCUUUGUAGUAUUAGUAUAUAGCACAGCUCUGAAAAACCAAAACAAUAUUCGUACACUCCUAAACGGCCGCCAUGUUGUAUAUAAAAAUAUACGGUUAAAAAUUAAUUUUUGCAAAAUUGCAACAUUGCAUUGUAUACCAGCAACCAAUCAUAUUCAUUUCUGAGAUGGAUUAUCCCAGAGCCUUCGUUUCCUUCCCAAGGAUCGCAGGCUCGGGGAACGAGAUUGUCAGUGUCACCAAUCGACAAUCGAAUCCAGGGGCGCUUUCCACUAACACGGCCAGACCGGUCAGAACAGUCAAAUUGUUGAAUGGAACACAAAACAUUUGGGCUUCCGACUUAUCUGACCGGAAAAUUUAGAUAACAUCAGAAUGAGGUCCAUUUUCGCUGGAUAUUUGAGAAACAUAGACCAGAUCUUGCCAUUGAUACUGAGAAAGAAUUCAGGUCUGACCGGUCAGGCCAUUAAAUGGAAAGCGCCCCAGGUUUCUUGUUUAGCAUCCGAUCCACAUGUACGAUUGAAGAUUUUAAAUGCAGUACCGAGACUUGUACCACAUGAGACAUGUUUUGUGGAUGAAGGGAACUGAGUGGCCUUGUCACCAUUAUCAUUAGCAGGGCAACAUGAUCUCUUCCAAAAAUUAAGGCUAUGUCUUAAUUGUCAAGACAUAGCCUUAAUUAUACAAAACCACAAGCAUUACUUUUAUACCCCGACACGCAAGGGUGGGUGAUCUAAGGUAAAAAGGCCGUCGGAUUAUAUUAGGGUCAGAUCAAGAUUAGAUUGGGGUUAGAGUCGGGGUUGGGGAUAUGGUUCAAAUUAAGGCAAUAUCUCGAUCUGAGUGUUUGAGAAGAGAUCAUGCUGAGCAGGGAUGUUGUAGCCACGGUAAGGGACCCACAACUGUCACGGGCCCUUAAUUCUCACCUUAACCCUACCUUAUGAGCGUUACGCCACUGUCCUUGGGUUGCAUUCACGAUCUGGAAAAGCAAUAGGCCGUUCCAAGGUUAAGGACGCCAACUUCAAUAUAUCGUUUUCAUCAUUGUGUUUGCACCGCUUGCUAAUUUACCUAUAGGGAAUUCCAUUGUGUUUGCACCAUUGUGUUUCAUUAUGGCGUCGUUAACCUUGGAAGGGUCUAUUGAUCUGACUUCAUUUGAUUUGCGACAAUGGUAAAACUCUCAAUGUUUUGGGAACCCUGGCUCUAGCUUUACUUCUAGGACGAUUUGUGAUUAUUUUGGUUAUUAUUUAGUUUUAUCAGAGGAGUUCAGCGAAGACCACAGGAUCCCUAGUACGGAAGACAAGACUGAACAAAUCAGUAGCAAUAUAGUAACUUCAACAAUAUCACAGAUACAUGUAGGCAACAUGCUAUCGUAG